This is a messenger RNA of Acanthaster planci (crown-of-thorns starfish), 2595 nucleotides long. Its product is annotated as tubulin alpha-1 chain-like. Gene Ontology annotation, cellular component: microtubule. Gene Ontology annotation, molecular function: structural constituent of cytoskeleton; GTP binding. The record is from RefSeq and is a predicted model, not a curated record. NCBI's taxonomy places the organism in Eukaryota, Metazoa, Echinodermata, Asteroidea, Valvatida, Acanthasteridae. Gene Ontology annotation, biological process: microtubule-based process.
AUCUCCUUGCCGAGUCCCAUACGGUCUUGCCUCUUCGCCAUCGUUACCUUAGAGGACUCGGACUGUGUGAGCAAGCUACACCAACUCUUUGUCUCACGUCUGUCGGAACAAAACAGAAACACAAAUCACCCACAAUCUUCCAGAUUUUGAGGACAGGACUGCUAAAGAAUCCAAAAUGCGUGAAUGUAUCUCAGUCCACGUCGGCCAGGCCGGAGUCCAGAUGGGCAAUGCAUGCUGGGAGCUGUACUGCCUGGAGCACGGCAUCCAACCUGAUGGUCAGAUGCCCAGUGACAAGACGGUUGGUUCGAGCGAUGACUCCUUCAACACCUUCUUCAGCGAGACAAGUGCCGGCAAGCACGUCCCUCGGGCAGUUUUGAUGGACCUGGAGCCAACUGUUGUUGAUGAGGUGCGCAGAGGUCCAUACCGCCAACUCUUCCAUCCUGAGCAGCUGAUCACAGGCAAGGAGGAUGCCGCCAACAACUAUGCCAGAGGUCACUACACCGUAGGAAAGACGGUCAUUGACUUGGUGCUAGACAGAAUCAGAAAGCUUGCCGACCAAUGUACUGGACUCCAAGGUUUCCUAAUCUUCCACAGCUUCGGUGGAGGCACCGGCUCUGGCUUUGCCUCUCUUCUCAUGGAGCGUCUCUCCGUCGACUAUGGCAAGAAGUCCAAGCUGGAGUUUGCCAUCUACCCGGCUCCUCAAAUUUCCACGGCCGUCGUGGAGCCCUACAACUCUGUUCUGACUACCCACACCACCCUGGAGCACUCCGACUGCGCCUUCAUGGUUGACAACGAGGCCAUCUACGACAUCUGUCGUCGCAACCUAGACAUCGAGCGUCCGACUUACGCCAACCUUAACCGUCUGAUUGGUCAGAUUGUGUCCUCCAUUACUGCGUCUCUUCGCUUUGAUGGUGCCCUGAAUGUCGACCUGACUGAGUUCCAAACCAACUUGGUUCCCUACCCACGUAUCCACUUUCCGCUUGUUACGUAUGCUCCAGUCAUCUCUGCUGAGAAGGCCUACCAUGAGCAGCUAAGCGUUUCAGAGAUCACAAACGCCUGCUUCGAGCCGGACAACCAGAUGGUGAAGUGCGAUCCUCGUCACGGCAAGUACAUGGCCUGCUGCAUGCUUUACCGUGGCGAUGUCGUCCCAAAGGACGUAAAUUCUGCUAUUGCCCACAUCAAGACCAAGCGCAACAUCCAGUUUGUUGAUUGGUGUCCAACUGGCUUCAAGGUGGGCAUCAACUACCAGCCACCCACCGUCGUGCCUGGCGGUGAUCUGGCCAAGGUGCAGCGUGCCGUCUGCAUGCUGAGCAACACCACGGCCAUCGCCGAGGCCUGGGCUCGUCUGGAUCACAAGUUCGAUCUGAUGUACGCCAAGCGUGCCUUCGUCCACUGGUACGUGGGAGAGGGUAUGGAGGAGGGUGAGUUCUCUGAGGCUCGUGAGGAUCUGGCAGCCUUGGAGAAGGAUUACGAGGAGGUUGGUGUCGACUCGAGCGCCCAAGCAGAGGAGGAAGACGCCGGAGGCGAGUUUUAGUGCGUUUCAAGGAUAUCUUGCGAAAUACAGACAUAGCUACAAACCUGAAAACAUGUUGCGUCUCUGGUUUUCUUGUUCUCAAAUUUGUGCCUAUCAUUGUGCAUUUAAGGCCAGCGUCUGGUUAUGUCUCUAAAAACAGUAAUGUAUCAAAGCAACAGUAAAUCCUUUUUUUCAGGGAAAGUGGGGAAAUAGCUUAAUACUUUGGCUACUGAAGUAAUUUAAGGCUGAUAAAAUGGCCCUAAGAUAGCGGGUCCCGUUAGUCUUUUUUUUACUUACUCGUGUGUAUCGUCACAAUCGAUCAGUAUGGUAAAUUGUUGUAUAUGCCAUGAUGAUUUCUCUGACACUUGUCUCAUAAAUAUAUGGUUUGAUAUUUUGUUUUAUCCGUCCAGACUAUAUUUGCGUUACUUUUGUAGUAGAUGAACCGAGAGCGUGAUGUGACGCGUCACUGUUUCAGAAAAUACUUCAGCUAUUUUAUUGAUUAUUACCAACCAAGCCCUCAAAGGAAUAAUUCACCAACCAAUUUUCACAUAUUCCAAAGUUUGAAAUUCACAGAUUGGGUUUUGGUUUUCGUUUUGUUUGUUUAGUUUAGUACUUUCAGUACUUCUUUCAAUGUGAGGUAUUGUCAAUUUUAUCACUAAUUUCGUCGUCUUCCAAAAGAACAAAAAGGAUAGUACAUGUGUCGUCAUAUUGUGGGUCGACCUUAUGAAGUACAUGGAUGGGAUAUUUAUCUGGAAAAAUUCAUCGCACCCUAGCCGACUUCUGGGUUCAGUAUUGGCGUGAGAUUGGAAAAGGUCUUAAAACCACAACACAUCUAAUACCUUGCCAAUAAUCUGUAUUCAUGCAGGCUUGAAAUUUGGCAGAUAGAGUUCUAUUUUUUUUUUACAAAUAAUGCCACAAGCUAACGAAACAUUUGUUGGAAACUUUUUCUCGGAAGUUUAGCAUUGUAUGAUUGUAUUAUAUUAAUUUAUACGGUAAUUUUUCUUUGCUUGUGUGCUCAAGAGCACUUCCACUGUGAUCAAUAUGCUGAAUACUUGAAGCAAAUAAAUCAAACUUGAAUGGAA